Drosophila ficusphila is the source of this 1055-nucleotide messenger RNA. It is a transcript of the gene VepD, whose product is annotated as ventrally expressed gene D protein. The coding region runs from base 289 to 534 and encodes 81 amino acids. NCBI's taxonomy places the organism in Eukaryota, Metazoa, Arthropoda, Insecta, Diptera, Drosophilidae. The record is from RefSeq and is a predicted model, not a curated record. The transcript has 2 exons.
ACUCGCGCGCGACAAGGACAACAAAGCGCUGAGGUCCUUACAGAACCAGAACCUCCUCAAUGCAGCUGCAAGGCGUCGAGGGAGCGGAAGGGGAAGGAGGAGGAGGAAUUCCGCAAUGUGCGCAGGGCCUGGCAACCAUAUGGUGGCUCCUAAGGGUGGUGUUAAUGGUGGUGGUGCUGGUGGUGGCACAAGCCCCGAGCCAGAACUUUACCUUCCGGCUCAGUCAUCAACUGCUUGGCGGCCAGGACACACAUUUCUAGUCAGCGGAAUAAAUCAGCGCCAGCAAAGAUGCUACCGCAAACCGAGACUCCUUCAUCGAUCGAGAAUACUUACGUCGAGGCUCCACAAUUCGCUGAACACUGCGGCCAAAGUCGUUGUGGCCAAGCCCAAACUGCUUUUGAGGUCUACCAAAGAAUCCUGCAGCGUCUACAAGCAAAUCAGCAAGAAAAUCUCGAGGAAGCCAAGGAAAACGAUUUAAUUAAGCAGAUUUGGCUUGACAGCUUCACGGGAAGACCCAUACAAUACCAAUGUUAGUUGAAGAAUGCAAAAACCUUGUUAAAGUUAUUAAAAUUAAAUGGAAAGAAAACCAAAACUCUUAAGUAUUUACAGUUGAAUCCCUAAAAGUAAAAUAACGAAACAUAACAUAACAUUUUCUUUUCAAAGCCUUUAUUGGUUUAUUUUGAAUUUUGUACUUAUCAUUAAUAUGUUAAAUUACUUACCCAUCUGGUUAGUUCUAAAACAAAAUUGUGUGUUGAAAAAAUAUGAAAUAUGUUAAAUACGCAGCAACUUUAAUUGUUUAUUUAAUGUUCUUCCAUCUUCAUUUAUAAAUUCAUAAUGGUUUAUUAACUUAUUUUUAAACGCAUUUUAAUUUCUUGAUUUCCAAAGUGGAUUUUGAUCUGCACUUAUAUUUUUUCUUCAUUGAACAAUGUGAUAAUUUCAUUCCGUUUUAUUACUUUACUAAUUUAUUUGAUAGAGAUAUAACUCUGGAUUCUACUGCUAGUGACACAUGUUUUUAAAUAUGAAUGCAUAUAUUGAUUGUAAAAGGGAGGAUCGGG